Messenger RNA from Saccharomyces paradoxus, 1230 nucleotides. RefSeq names its product type I HSP40 co-chaperone YDJ1 (gene YDJ1). Bases 1 to 1230 code for a protein of 409 amino acids. Gene Ontology annotation, cellular component: nucleus; cytosol; cytoplasm. Lineage: Eukaryota; Fungi; Ascomycota; Saccharomycetes; Saccharomycetales; Saccharomycetaceae. The record is from RefSeq and is a predicted model, not a curated record. Gene Ontology annotation, biological process: protein refolding; response to heat. Gene Ontology annotation, molecular function: ATP binding; Hsp70 protein binding. The transcript has a single exon.
AUGGUUAAAGAAACUAAGUUUUACGAUAUUCUAGGUGUUUCAGUCACUGCCACUGAUGUCGAAAUUAAGAAAGCUUAUAGAAAGUGCGCCUUAAAAUACCAUCCAGAUAAGAAUCCAAGUGAGGAGGCCGCAGAAAAGUUUAAAGAAGCUUCAUCAGCCUAUGAAAUUUUAUCAGAUUCUGAAAAGAGAGAGGUAUAUGAUCAAUUUGGUGAAGAAGGUCUAAGUGGUGCUGGUGGCGCUGGCGGGUUCCCAGGCGGUGGAUUUGGUUUUGGUGACGAUAUCUUUUCACAAUUCUUUGGUGCUGGAGGCGCACAAAGGCCAAGAGGUCCCCAAAGAGGUAAAGACAUCAAGCAUGAAAUUUCAGCCUCUCUUGAAGAGUUGUAUAAGGGUAGGACCGCUAAGUUAGCCCUAAACAAACAGAUUUUAUGUAAAGAAUGUGAAGGUCGUGGUGGUAAGAAAGGUGCCGUCAAGAAGUGUAGCAGCUGUAAUGGGCAAGGUAUUAAAUUCGUAACAAGACAAAUGGGUCCAAUGAUCCAAAGAUUCCAAACAGAAUGUGAUGUCUGUCACGGUACUGGUGAUAUCGUUGAUCCUAAGGACCGUUGUAAAUCCUGUAAUGGUAAGAAAGUCGAAAACGAAAGAAAGAUCUUGGAAGUCCACGUUGAACCAGGUAUGAAAGACGGCCAAAGAAUUGUUUUCAAGGGUGAAGCUGACCAAGCCCCAGAUGUCAUUCCAGGUGAUGUUGUCUUUAUAGUUUCCGAGAGACCACAUAAGAACUUUAAGAGAGAUGGUGAUGAUUUAGUAUAUGAGGCUGAAAUUGAUCUAUUGACUGCUAUUGCUGGUGGUGAAUUUGCGUUGGAACAUGUUUCCGGUGACUGGUUAAAAGUUGGUAUUGUCCCGGGUGAGGUCAUUGCUCCAGGUAUGCGUAAGGUCAUUGAAGGUAAAGGUAUGCCAGUUCCAAAGUACGGUGGCUAUGGUAACUUGAUCAUCAAGUUUACUAUCAAGUUCCCAGAAAACCAUUUCACAUCAGAAGAAAACUUAAAGAAAUUAGAAGAAAUUUUGCCCCCAAGAAUUGUCCCGGCUAUCCCAAAGAAAGCUACUGUAGACGAAUGUGUACUCGCAGACUUUGACCCAGCCAAAUACAACAGAACACGGGCUUCCAGAGGCGGUGCAAACUAUGAUUCGGAUGAAGAAGAACAAGGUGGCGAAGGUGUUCAAUGUGCAUCUCAGUGA